Spodoptera exigua (beet armyworm) is the source of this 2414-nucleotide messenger RNA. The record is from the annotation of a GenBank genome assembly. Lineage: Eukaryota; Metazoa; Arthropoda; Insecta; Lepidoptera; Noctuidae.
UGUCAAACACGAUCAGUCUAUUUUGUUUUUGGUUUUUACAAGUUCUGCGCGCAGUAGAAAGUGGUGUUUAUUUGUAAAUAUUGUAAAAUUGUAAAUAUUCAUAUUUUCGUGUGUUUACCAAUUGAUUCGUGAUAAUAACGAAAGUGACAGUGUUUUAUGGGAAAACAUCGUACAAUAAGGACAUUUUUCGUUUUAUAAGGGUAGGUAGUCCGGGAUGGUGAUGGAAGCCGACCCCAUUGCUGGCAAACAUAAUGAUGAAAGAGUGCACGGCGCAUCGUUGAAGGCGCGGGCGGGUGGUGACGUCAUUUCUCCCGAGCGCUCCGUCGGCACUCUCGACCUUAACAUGUCUUUCACGGCCCCUUCAAACCUGGUGCUCACACCUGCGCCUGAAUGUCGCAAGCUCUCGCGUGGUAUCUCCCGCGCGACAGACAAUGAGGGUCUCGUGUGGGCGUUGCGCAACAAUACCGAACCAGAGCCGAACACAAUCAAUUCGGACCACAUACUGUUGCUCCCUGAUAUUACUGUAUACCCACCUGAUUUCAGAACUUUCUUGGAGAAGGACCUUCUGGAAACUGCGACUCUAGUGACUCUAGAGUCAGCGAAUAUAUUGAACUGGUGGCGCCACGGUAGAGUGCCUGGCGCCCCUCGUCUCCUGCCUCUCGCCACUUCGGGAGACGGCAACUGCUUGCCUCAUGCGGCUUCGCUCGCCGCCUAUGGAUUCCACGACAGACUCCUCGCGCUGCGGACCAAAGUUCAGGCUCUACUGUCUGGAGAGGGCGGCGAAGUACUUACGAACGCAAUAAAACGUCGAUGGCGUUGGUCGGAGAGCAUAUCGCUGCGGUCGGCGGGGCUGACGCCGUCGGAGGGGGAGUGGGAGCGCGAGUGGGCGCAGUGCGUGUCGGCCGCGUCGCCGGAGCCGGCGCGCGCCGCGCCCGCCGCCGCGCCGCACUACGCCGCGCUCGAACACCUCCACGUCUUCGCGCUCGCACACGUCAUGCGGAGGCCCGUCAUCGUCUUCGCUGAUGUCGCACUAAGGGAUUUCCGAGGUGACCCAAUAGCUCCAAUCCCAUUCGGUGGGGUGUAUCUUCCCUUGGAGUUAUCUCCGGAAGUUUGCAGUAAGACGCCCAUACUGCUGGCGUAUGACGCGGGACAUUUCUCCGCACUCGUACCCUGCGAACCAUUACCGUCAGAUGGCGCUCGUGUGCCCUUAGAGGAUAGUGCUGGAAAUCCUAUGCCUAUAAGAUUCAACGUAGAUCCUGGUGAAGAUUUCCCCUGGGAUGUGGAGCCUGAUCAAAAGACGAUAAACAACAUCCUCCCUGACGAGUACCAGCGCUCAGCCAUGUUGGCAGCGUACCUCGACCUUGAGAGAAUCGAGUGCAUCUCCCUGAACCAACCUCCUGAAGAACUGCGAAGAUCCUUGGACGCCCUGUCCACCAAAAGUUCAAAGCAGUUGAACUCUGUCGCCAAACAAUUUGGAAGUAUUGGUAGGUCAAUGAGCAGUAAGCUGAAGAAGAACUUUGGUUCCAUGGCGAAGUUGGCGGGUAAAAGUAGUGGAAGUCAUAGUAACCCUGAGGAGACUUUGAUGACGAGGCAGUCCACCUGCGAGGUUUUAUGCUGCAGGGUGUUGGCGGCCAGGGCUCCAGUGCAGGAGGAGAUGGUCAAGAAUUACCUUAACGAGGCUUGGAUCGGAUACACAGCCGAGAAGAAUCGCAAAGAACCAGUAGGUCCCAGCCAACCGCGCUACGGUACGGGACGGUCCCAGUUCUACGCGGAAGCAGAACGGCCGAGUACAACAGCGACAUCUUCAUCGUCAUCGUCAUCGGAGCAACCGCGCGCUGUUGCCAGCUCGCAGGGCGCGCGCGCGCCGCCAGACCGGACGCUGUACUUAAGUCGCUCCACGUUCUACGACGACCGGCCCGCCGAGCCCAAGCCCUGCAGGGCUCCGCUCUGCAUGUACUACGGCAGCCCUGCCAAUGGGGACUACUGCUCACGAUGCUCCCGGCUACAGUAAGUGUGAUAAACUCCUAGGUUAGUUUACUUAAGGGCUUAAUUCGAUUGACUGUAUACAAACUACGCUCUGACUAUUAAUUUCCAGUCAGCACACGGCCCAUACGCUGAACUAUUGCGUAUAAUUUCGUCAUUACGAUUGCUAACGACGAAAAAGUUGUGUUCCAAAUUUAAAAAAAAACAGUCAAUUUUUGACAGCUAAAAUAUAAUUUAACGCCAUCUAGUGAUUACUAAAGGUAAACGUUUUGACAUUAAAAUACACUAUUUGUUUUCAGUCUGAGUGCAGUUAAUAUACAGUCAGUCUAUCUAUAGCCUUAUUCGACUUAAAUUUUAUCUAUUAUAUUUCUGUACGGGAAGUAUUACAGAUAAACUUAGAAAUUAUUAAGAUUUUUUUUACGAAAUUUUUU